AUGAAGUCCGCUAAACUAUUGGCUGUCGUCGCCUCGCUGAUGGCGUCAGCUGACGCGUUUCCCUUCCAGUCGAAAGAACAGGAGCCCAAGCACUUUAACCCGCGUCUCGCAAGGCGUCAAUGGUUCUUCGGGUCCAACACAUCCAGUGUCGUGACCGAACCAAGCAGCAUAUCAGAGACAGAGCUCUACACACAACAGGCCGGUGCCUCCGCAUCAGUUUCCCCAGAAGAUACUCCUGCACCACCACCAGCGUCGUCCCCUGAGGUUCCUCCUACACCUGAGGCCCCCUCGGCACCUGCUUCCGUGGUGACUGAGAGCUUCCAUGUGUCCGAGGUUGUCUCUUCUUACACCUCGAUCGAGACCACUGUCAUUGUCAUUCCCUCGGUGGCCUCCUCAGUGGCUCCCGUACCUCCAGUGGCUUCUGAACCCUCAGUGGCUUCUGAGCCCCCAGUGGCGUCUUCGCCUGUUGUGGCUGUUCCUGAGUCUCCCUCAGCACCGAGUCUGCCCGUCGAGCCUUCCUCGUCCGAGCCUACUGUCUCUGAGGUAGGCUCUUCUACGGAGACUACAACACAGCUUACAUCCCGACAAUUAUCCAGCAGUCGAUUUGAUGGUCUAUUUUCAUCGUGGUUCGACGAUGUGACCUCGGGACAGUCCUGGCUCACAUCGUUCAACUCGUCCCAGACAGCCACCCCUCGACCCACCACUCCUGGUGCAGGCAUCCCCUCUUCCAACAGACGACCCUCGGAGACGACCCACGAUACCACUCACCAGGCUCCCUCUCGAGAAUCGUCUUCGCCUGUAGUGUUUGUUCCUUUCUCGUCCUCCACAGUCGCUGCACCUGCUCCUGCCUCAUCAUCAUCUCACGUGGCAGGAACACCAUCCUCUGCUUUCGAGCCGUCUUCAGCAGUGGCAGCAUCCUCCUCCGAGACUUCUACUGAAGCCGCCACCACCACUGUGGUUGUGGCGUCCUCAGAAAUCUCGGUCGGCUCUACUGUGACCGUUGGAGAGGGUACCUCCUCCGAGGUUGUUUCUUCUCCUCCCCCUGUUGUGGUGGCUUCCUCCACCGACAGCGUUUCCGAUACCAAAACUCUCAUCACUGAGACCACACCUAUCGGUGAGCCUGCCCCCACACCUUCUUCUUCCUCUUCCUCUUCGCCAGUUGUGGUGCCUGUUCCUCCCGUCUCUUCUGGAGGACCUGCUGUCUCUUCUGGUGGAGCCGGUAUUCUCUCUUCUGUCCUGCCUUUUACAGAUACAGAGGAGUCGUCAGCCGUGCCUGAGACUAGCGAGACUGUACCUGCAACUCCUACAGCCUCUACUUCUAUCGAGUCUAGCACUGGCACACCCACAGCUGCAACCGAGUCCGCCCAGACUGUUGUUGAGCCUACCCCUGUCGCUCCCACUUCGUUUGCUGAGACUACUACUUCCCGGCCUUCUGUGGUCGUGCCUCCGGUGUCUCACCAGUCUGGCAUGUCUCAGUUCACCUCAGUUCUUCCUUUCACCGACACCGAGAGCGAGACUUCCAGCGAGACUUCCUCAACCGAGGUUGUUCUUCCUGUUGUCCCCACCUCUACUACUGAGGAGACCACCUCCACUCUCGAGCCUGUUGAGCCCACCACAACUUCUAACCCCUCUGAGAUCCCCAUCUCUUCCGGUGCUGGUUUCACCUCUGUGAUUGGAUGGUCCGAUACCGAGACCACCGAGAGUCCUACUAAGACUCCCACCGAGACUCCCAUCAAGACUCCCAUCGAAACUCCCAUCGAGACUCCUACUGAGACUCCUACCGAGACUCCUACUGCGACUCCUACCCCAACCGAGACUCCUGCCGCAACUUCGGAGCUGCCCCUUGAGACCUCUUCUACCGAGGUGCUCACCUCCGCUGCUGUGCCUUCCACUCCUCUGGAGGCUCCCACCCAACCUACAAUUUCUUCUGUCUUCUCUGGUAUGUCUUCUGUGGCUCCCUGGUCUCCCUCCGAGACCGAGACUUCCUCUGAGUCCUCUUCCAGUGAAGUCACUGCGGUGCCUGUCAUCCCUACCUCCAUUGUGGAGACCACGUCUGCCAGCCCCACUGAGGAGGCAGCCUCGGCUUCUGCUAUUCCUUCUCACGUGUCUUCCGACAUGGGAUUUUCAUCUGUUGAGCCCUACAUUCCUCCUACCACCAGCGAGCCCACUGAGACUUUAGCUCCUACCUCUGAGGUGGUAAACUCUGCAGCCACCACCGUCGAUCUGCUGUCUUCCAGCACCGCCGAGGCUCCUGCUGGCGUGUCUUCUCCUGUGUCAUCUCCCGUGUCUUCUGGAGACGCCUUCUCGUCCGUGAGCCCCUACAUUCCCGAGGCCUCUACCGAGUCUCUGGCAGUUGUCUCCCAGGAGUCUUCUCUGGAGGUUGUUUCCCAGGUGGUCCCCACCACCACUGCUGAGGAAGCCGCUGCUGCGUCUUCCACUGCGGCUGCCGGCAUGUUGCCCGUGUCUUCUUACAGUGCCGACGAGCCUUUCACUAGUGUUCUCGGCUCUUCUGUGGACGCCAGCUCUCGAGUGUCUGAGAUUACUGCCGUUGUGCAGUCUUCCGCUGCUUCUGGAGACGCUGCCCAGGCCACUUCUGAGGCCAAUUCCGAGGCCAAUUCCGAGGCCACUUCCGAGGCCCCCGCUGGAGUCGAGUCUUCCGCUGUUGCUUCCAGCUCUGGCCCCGUUGUGGUUGGAACUGCCAGCCCGGCUGUGACUUCUGCCACUGAGGCCGCCCCUGCUCCCUCUGGUUCCACUUCGGAGACAUCCAACUGGUUCCCUGCCGGAAUUGUGACCCAGUCCGCCUCUUCCACGCUUGAGGCCGGUGCUGAUUACUCCUCUGGUGAUGCAGUGGCCACUGCUACCGCUAGUGCCACCGCGUCGGGUAUCCCAUCUUCUCUUCCUAAGAUUAUUGCUCCUUCCGACGGAUUCCCUGACUCGCCCAAGGACUCUACUCUUAUCCAGAUUGGUUUCACCUACGCCCUCAACUACCCCUUCAUUGUGAACAACCCUGUUUCCGUUGCCCAGAUCUUCCACUACCUCCCCGAGGGUGUUGGCUAUGGCUUGGGCGUCGACGCCCAGAACGUGUCCAUGCGAAACAUCCAGCCUUACGACUCUGCCUCUGCUGGCUACAUCGUGUCUCUGGCUCUCGCAUACAUUCCCUCCGACCAGGUUUCUACUCUUACUGCUUUGCUACACACCCCUACUUCCAAGCUGUACAGAAACCCCGACUCUUCCAUUCAGACGCUGAUGAACCUCAUCGAUCCCAGUAUCCCUCUGAUUCCUGGAUCUGAGACCAUCAGCAGUCCUGGAAGUGGCCUGGAUGCCGUCAACGGAAAUGCCAACGGCGCCAAGUCUGGUCAGGCCGGAAGUUCCGGCAAUGGUGGCGAUGGUUCUGACAAGAACAAUGGUAACAAAAAGGCAGAUGCCGGCGGAGGCGCUGGCGGAACUAACCCCUAUGGAUCCAUCGAUACUAGCGGAGCCACCAGUUCCACUCCGGUCGACCGAAAGACGGUCGGAAUUGCUGUGGGUGCUAUUGUUGGAGCGUUUGCUUAUGGUGGAGCUAUUUUCCUCGUUUCUAAGCGAUACAGAAAGAAGAAGACCAUGGCUCUGGACUCGUCCGACUCUGGCUCUUCGGUCCGAUCGCGGUAUUUUGACGACACGGAGUCAUCCAACUUUGAUGUGGGUAGUGUGCCUUCUCAUUCCCGCACUCACCACAGUCCCGUGAAUAAUCAGAGGUCAUUUGUGCCGAGGGCGCAGAUUUCUCAGCCGGUUAUGAGCGAAAACAGUUUGGGAUGGAUUUAG
Messenger RNA from Yarrowia lipolytica CLIB122, 3801 nucleotides. RefSeq lists its product as uncharacterized. Gene Ontology annotation, molecular function: osmosensor activity. Gene Ontology annotation, cellular component: plasma membrane; site of polarized growth; extracellular region. The record is from RefSeq and is a predicted model, not a curated record. Lineage: Eukaryota; Fungi; Ascomycota; Dipodascomycetes; Dipodascales. Gene Ontology annotation, biological process: osmosensory signaling pathway via Sho1 osmosensor; fungal-type cell wall organization; cellular bud site selection.